Messenger RNA from Phytomonas sp. Hart1, 821 nucleotides. NCBI's taxonomy places the organism in Eukaryota, Euglenozoa, Kinetoplastea, Trypanosomatida, Trypanosomatidae. The record is from the annotation of a GenBank genome assembly.
UAAAGCGAAUGGUACACUACCAACAACUAAACGUAAAUGAAAACUGUAAGUGAGUGGUUGGCAACUUCUAGUGACGACGAUGAUGCUAUCGGGAAUAGCCACCUGAACGCGAAACCAUCUUCGCAAUCCAAAAAAGAGCAGUCUUCUUCACCUUCACAGGGUGAUCCGCCAUCAACGUUCACUCAAAAUGUAUUAUUGAAUGCAGCAUCGCCAAUUUCUACGGUCUCUUUGCCCAAAACUGAUAACAUUAGUACACAAGCUACAGCUCCCGAAGCUUUAGGCGAAGUUUCACAGGGGCCUCCACCGGGGUACCGUGCGGUGGAAGUCAUGGUAGUAGAUCGUGGUACGCAAACUAUGAGCACAGUUAGCACUCAAACGGAUCCUUUACCGCCACAUACGAACAAUUGGGGCACAAGAGAAUGUUUUAUGAAUCCAUGUGGGGUUCAUGCCCCUAAUGGGAUGCCUUUUGGAAACAGUCAAGGAAUAAAAGGUGCAGGAGUUACUGGAAAUCCUAUCUCAUCAAUCAUUAGCCAGCGUCCUUACUAUCAUUUACUACAGCAAGUCGAAGCGGAUCAAUCUCAUAGUAUCACUGAAUUGAAGCAUCAACUUGCACUCAUUCAGAAUACAGUAGACACACUUAUUAGUCGAUAUAACCUUCCACCACCUCCAUUUUCUCCAUUGUUAUAGAUUUUUCUCUUAUUCCUAUAUUUUGCUUUACUGAAUGUUUUCCACCUUGAAUCUUUACUUUAGAUCCAUAGGCUUUGUACCAUAGAAGUCAGAAGCUAUUUAUCUUAUGUUUUUAUAUACCCUUUCUUUUUUUA